Molecule: messenger RNA, 734 nt
Organism: Trichobilharzia regenti
Lineage: Eukaryota; Metazoa; Platyhelminthes; Trematoda; Strigeidida; Schistosomatidae
Source: the annotation of a GenBank genome assembly
AAAACGAUCUGUUGCCUGGCCCUUGUCUUCUGUUGUUACAUUUGGUGUCGCUGCCUACCGACAAAUGAAAAGCCUAUACCCUGCAGUUUUUGAUGGAGACAUAUGGAUCUUCGGGCAGGACUUCAAGGCUUCUGCGCAGUUGAGUGGCGUUCAAGAUCUGUCAGCGAUGGAGCUGCUACUUGAGACGCUGCUGGGAGGUCGGGUGAAAGCAGCAUAUGAAAGUGUGAGCCGAAGUAUGGACGAAUGUUCGACAGGGUCAGGCAAACAGUUUCCAAAGUGGGAAGGACCAUAUAUGGUCACUUCGAGAUGGGGUUACGCAGACACAGUCGCAAUGGCGAACAAUGAGAGGCGCGUGAACGUCAGCGAGCUCCAGAAAUGGAUACAGCGAGACAAGCCAACGAUGACGCCUGCACCAAGUAGAUCAAGCCGACUUCAGUCGCACGUAUUUGACGGGGGGACGAGUGUGGUGAGAGCAGGCUGCUAGCCGAUUGGUUGGCACUAAUCUACGUUAAGGUCUAGGUCACUAAUAUGGGCCGUGAACAAGGCUGAGUCAACAACCAAUCACAGCAAAGUUAACGUGGCAAAAUAUGAUUCGCAGAUAGAGAACUCUGUUUGUCAAGGAAUCCCGAAACAACCAAUCAGAAGCCUGCGUUUGUCUACCUAAACAACCAAUCAGAUGACUGCGCUUGUCUAUAAUAAUGUUGUCUGAAAUAUGUAUAAAUACGUGUUGAUUU